AUGUCUGGAGAAAACCAAACCAACAUUCCAGUGACAGAAUUUCUCAUUACCGGAUUUCCUGGACUCCGAGACCAAGAAAGCAGGAAAACGUUAUUUGCUGUCUUCCUGACAGUCUACCUGUUUAUCCUAGUGGGAAACAUCUUGUUGAUCCUCAUCUUUUCAUCAGACCGCACCCUACACACCCCCAUGUACAUACUGGUCUGUGGACUGGCUGUUUUAGACAUUGCCAUCACAACUAACACCGUGCCCAGCAUGCUAGUUCUGUUUAGACUCGAAUCUCGAUCCACUCCCUUUGCCACCUGUUUCAUUCAGAUUGUGUUUUUUCAGGGUUUCUUUUCAACAGAAUGCUUCCUUCUUUGCCUAAUGGCUUAUGACCGCUAUAUAGCCAUCUGCAAUCCACUCCACUACCCCAACUUAAUGAAUAACAGUCGCAUCUCCAAGUUGAUGGCUUCUUGCUGGGUGUCAGGUUUUAUUUGUGCUGCACCACCCAUUGUUCUCAUGCUAAGAUUUCCUUUUUGUGGGUCCAACCAAAUUAAUCAUUGCUUCUGUGACUUUGCUUCUGUUCUGCAUUUAGCUUGUGGGGAUGUUAAAAUGACCAGCUUUGUGGUUUUGUCCAUGGGCAUGAGUGUGCUGUUUAUCCCUUUGAUAUUUAUUCUGUUCUCUUACAUGCGGAUCAUAUAUUCAGUGAUUCAAAUCUCUACCACUAUUGGACGACUUAAGGCUUUUUCCACGUGUGGCACACAUAUGCUGGUCAUAUCCGUAUUUUUCUUGGUAGCUGGUGGGGUCUUCACCUCUGAUCGAAUUCCUGGGACAUCUGUGGACAUGAGAAUCAUGGGACUGUUAAUCCAGAAUGUCUUUCCAGCUCUAGUGAAUCCUGUUAUUUACUGUCUGAGGACCAAAGAGAUUAGAAAUAGCUUUAAAAAAACUUUAAGGAAGAGUGGAAUCUUAUACUGCAGUGUGACCGUUUAA
This is a messenger RNA of Polypterus senegalus (gray bichir), 969 nucleotides long. Its product is annotated as olfactory receptor 11H6-like. The transcript has a single exon. The record is from RefSeq and is a predicted model, not a curated record. Lineage: Eukaryota; Metazoa; Chordata; Cladistia; Polypteriformes; Polypteridae. Gene Ontology annotation, cellular component: membrane. Gene Ontology annotation, molecular function: G protein-coupled receptor activity; olfactory receptor activity. The coding region runs from base 1 to 969 and encodes 322 amino acids. Gene Ontology annotation, biological process: G protein-coupled receptor signaling pathway.